AUGGCGGUAAAGACUGAUAUGAGUAAGGCAUACGAUCGAGUGGAAUGGGAUUUUAUCCAAAUGGUCAUGGAGAGAAUGGGUUUUCAUCAUGUGUGGAUAAACUGGAUAAUGCAAUGCCUAACUACAGUCUCCUACUCAUACCUGAUCAACGGAGCAGCUCAAGGAACAGUCCUGCCUCAACGUGGCAUUAGGCAAGGAGACCCACUCUCACCAUUCAUCUUCAUCUUAUGUAGCGAGGUAUUGUCAGGGUUGUGUAAAAGAGCCCAAUCUGAGGAGGUUUUGACAGGAAUCAAACUAGGAAAAAAGAGCCCGAGGUUAAACCACCUCUUGUUCGCUGAUGAUACCAUGUUCUUCUGCAAGGCGGAAAAGGCAGACUGUGACAAGCUACUUGAAAUCCUCAGGAAAUAUGGUGAGACCUCCGGACAGAUGACUAACACAGAGAAGUUUGCUAUCACUUUCUCUGUCAAAACAAACACUACCAUCAGAAAUCAAAUCAAAGACCAAUUAAAGAUCCGGAAAGAAGGGGGACAAGGAAAGUACUUGGGCCUCCCUGAACUUUUUGCGUAUCCAGUCGGUGCUCACAAGGUUCUGGUGGGACUCCUCCCCGGAGAAACAGAAGAUGUGCUGGAUAUCAUGGACGAAUCUAUCCAAAACAAAGGGAGAAGUGUACCACCAACCAAUACGUCUCAUGGAUGGCGUGGUAUAUGCAUAGGAAAAGAACUCUUGGAGAAUCAACUCUCGAAAGUUAUUGGUAAUGGACAUCAGACAUCUCUAUGGAGUGAACCGUGGCUAUCAAUGGAAACUGCCUUAACUCCUAUGGGACCACCAACAAAGGAGACUCAGUCGGAUACAGUGGCGACCCUGAUCUCAUCAACUACAAAAGACUGGAACAGGGAAAAAAUCAGACAGGUCUUACCGGAGCUGGAACAGACCAUUUUGGAGAUUAAAGUAAGCACAAAAAGGGCUGAGGAUACCUUUGUAUGGCUACCAACCAGAAAUGGCGUCUACUCGACCAAAUCAGGGUACUAUGAAAGCAUCAAAAAGGAAUGUGUAGCAACAUUGCAGCGCCCACCUGCAAACAGUAAUUUCAACUGGUUAAGCGAAGUGUGGAACAUCCAAACCUCUCCGAAGAAUAAAUUACUACUCUGGAAAGCUAUGAAAGGGGCUUUACCUACUGGCGAGAAUUUGCGUAAACGAAACAUCGUGACGGAGACCCUAUGCCCUUUAUGUGGGGAGAUGGAAACUAGUGAACAUCUUUUCAUCAGAUGUCGAUAUGCUCAACAGUUCUAG
Molecule: messenger RNA, 1290 nt
Organism: Camelina sativa (false flax)
Lineage: Eukaryota; Viridiplantae; Streptophyta; Magnoliopsida; Brassicales; Brassicaceae
Source: RefSeq, a predicted model, not a curated record